CCCUGGAGUAAAUAUAUGUUAUUACUAAGAUGUUUCUUACUUAGGAAUGCUUAUCGUGAGUUGGUAAACAUGCCAUGAUUCAAUGUCAAACAAGAAAGAAUUGUUUCUGCAAAUCCUAUCACAAGACAAAAUCAACCAAGCUGAAUUCGAAAAAGCUUGUUUCCAAGGAGUUCCUGAUGGAAGUGGACUGAGAAGUACCUGCUGGAAAAUCCUGUUAAAUUACCUUCCAUUCUGCACGUCAGAUUGGGAUGAUGUGCUGACAAAGCAAAGAAAUGCAUACAAUCAGUUCAUCCGAACUAUGAUUGUGGACCCAAAUCAAAGCCAGGACAUAUCUGACCACCCAUUGUCAACUUCUACCAACUCUACCUGGUCGGAGUAUUUCAAGGAAAAUGAGGUGCUCUCUCAGAUUGACAAAGAUGUUCGCAGACUUUGCCCAGACCUUAGCUUCUUUCAACAGCCUACCAAGUUUCCUGCAUCCUUUUGCAGCCAAAGCCUUAGGACUAGAGUAGAGCAGGCCAAUUUGCAAGCUAUGCAAGUAACUCAAUCUAAAGCUGGAGGAUCUCAGUUGAUAAAACCGAAAAAGAAGUACAGUGACGAUGAUUGCUACCAAAUACUUCCUCAAGGCCAGGAAGCUCAUUGGGAGGUUUGUGAGCGGAUACUCCAUAUCUUUGCUCUCCUUAAUCCAGGCAUAGCAUAUGUGCAAGGUAUGAACGAAAUAUUGGGUCCAAUCUACUAUACCUUUGUAACUGAUAGCAAGGAGUCGGAAGUUCAACAUGCUGAGGCUGAUGCGUUCUUCUGUUUCACUGGACUCAUGUCAGAGAUCAAAGAUAACUUUAUAAAGAUCCUGGAUAACAGUCAGUGUGGUAUAACCCACAAUAUGGAUAGUUUAAUGACAAUGCUCUAUCAAAACGACCCUCAACUGCACGAUGCAAUUACAGAAAGAGGUAUCAAGCCACAGUUCUUUUCAUUUCGUUGGUUGACUCUGCUAUUGUCCCAAGAAUUCCUUUAUCCUGAAAUACAAAGAUUGUGGGACUCCUUCUUUGCUGACUCAGAUAGGUUUAAGUUUCUCCUUUACUUCUGUUGUGCUAUGUUGGUGGCACAAAGAACUCGCCUUAUAAACGGAGAUUUCAUUGAUAAUAUGAAGGUGCUGCAGAGAUACCCAAUAGAAACAGACAUUUACCAGCUCCUGCAACUAGCAUGCCAGAUAAAGGACGGAAAACUGAUCUUACACACUGUGCCUACUAAAGAGAACCCUGUUGUUCCCAACAACUCCUCUUCUGGUAGAAGUGGUAUUCUUGGGAGCUUGUUUUCUAGGGCCAAAAACAGAUGAUAUUAUUUAAUAUUAAUAUGGUGAAAUAGUGUAGGAUACUAUGAAAUUGUAUCGAGACUGACAAUUGUCUUAGCACAUUUGAUUUCAGCUCUUUUGUUUAUUAUUUAGGCGUAUCUUUUGGAAAGCGAAUUAUUCAGCGUCGUUUUAUAUUGAUUUAAGCAAGAACUUAGUCUUUAUCGUAGGGUAAAUUGUUUGUUGAUGCACAAGAGACAGUCAUGUAUAUGUAACUUAAAUCCUAAUGAACGUUUAUUUCUGUUGUAUUUGAUUAAAUGUUAUGAUUUUGAGUACAAGUAUUUUUAAACAGAAAAUGUCAUUUUUUAGAUAGUCCGAUGUCGAAAUCUUAGAAAUCUAUCAGAAGAUUGAAGAUUUGGAAAUUAAAUUAGAAAAUGUUUUGCUGUUUUUAUGAUUUUAUCGUGCGGUUUCGAAAGAAGAUUGAAACUUUUUAGGAUAAGCUCUUACAGCUAAUUAAUGUUCAAACAAUUUAAUUAACACCAUUUUCACUGUCUGAAAUGAUAAAGUAAUGGUCUGUUAUUACAGUAUUAUUGUAGUUAAAUGUAUCUUUCAAUUUGUCUUUGAUUUAAUGUAUCAAAUUAAUGUAUUUUUAAUAGAUGAUCACUUUUAGUAGGAUCUGUAUUGGGUUUUAUAUAAACACACAAGCUCACAAAACUAGAACGUUAUUUUCAUUGUUAAUACGUUCCAUGUAUCCUGAACAGUGUAUUGAUUGAUGUAUUUUAUAUGGAGUUUCAAAGAUUAAUAUUAAAUAUUCUUUAUACAAGCAUUCGAAUUUGUCAUUACUU
Messenger RNA from Bolinopsis microptera, 2127 nucleotides. RefSeq names its product TBC1 domain family member 13-like. Gene Ontology annotation, molecular function: GTPase activator activity. The record is from RefSeq and is a predicted model, not a curated record. Bases 83 to 1330 code for a protein of 415 amino acids. NCBI's taxonomy places the organism in Eukaryota, Metazoa, Ctenophora, Tentaculata, Lobata, Bolinopsidae. The transcript has 9 exons. Gene Ontology annotation, biological process: intracellular protein transport; activation of GTPase activity.